Messenger RNA from Clarias gariepinus (North African catfish), 4442 nucleotides. It is a transcript of the gene xpc, whose product is annotated as xeroderma pigmentosum, complementation group C. Bases 148 to 2925 code for a protein of 925 amino acids. Gene Ontology annotation, cellular component: cytoplasm; nucleus; XPC complex. Lineage: Eukaryota; Metazoa; Chordata; Actinopteri; Siluriformes; Clariidae. Gene Ontology annotation, biological process: mismatch repair; nucleotide-excision repair. Gene Ontology annotation, molecular function: single-stranded DNA binding; damaged DNA binding. The transcript is spliced from 14 exons. The record is from RefSeq and is a predicted model, not a curated record.
CCGAGGAUGUUAAAUAACCGUGGCCUGUGAAUGAAGUUACACAAGUAGCCACACACAUACACACACACAGGGUGUCUGCACUCGGGCUGUUUUAUUCUAUAGCCUAGUUUCUGUGGAGAAAGCUGUUAGAACGACCCAAGAGCUAACAUGGCUAAACGUAAACUCCGGCAGGAUGUUGUUGCGUCUGAAAAGGACAAGACAAAGGGUCAGGAUGUGAAGAAGAAGAAGAAGAAUGAAGCUGCUCCCAAAUCUCCGAGCAUCAAAGACAAGGUUACCAGAGCCAAAAAUGUUGCCAGGGCCAACAAGCCCAGAGGCCAAACAUCGACAAAGACACAAAAGCCAUCAGAGGCAAAGAAAAGCAAAUAUUUCAGAAAGGCAUUAAAAGAAGAGCCUGAGGACGUCUCCGAGGAGUCGAGCAUGUCGCUUCACGAGAGCGCUGUGCCGAAGAUCAAUGACUAUGAGAUGAAAGAAGAGAAAAAAGAAAAUGAUCAUGGGAGUGAGGAGAGUGAUGAAGAUGAGGAGUGGGAGGAAGUAGAAGAACUGGCAGCCCCAUUAGGACCAGUGGGGCCAGAGCAAGAACCUGCAGUCCCCUCUCAGCCUGUGGAGAUUGAGAUCGAGACGACUGAGGAAAGGCACAAAAGACAGAAAAAGGAAAAAGAUGAAGCCGAGUAUAUGAUGUACCUGCGCAGAAUGGUGAAUCGUUUCCACAAGACGGUACAGGAGGAUACACACAAGGUUCAUCUGUUAUGUUUGCUGGCGAGCGGACAGUUUCGGAACCGCCUGUGCUGCGAACCUGACUUAUUGGCCAUCACCUUGUCUUUAGUUCCAGCUCACUUUGCCACCCUUGUUAAAAAACCUAUCAAUUCUGUCUAUCUGGAGAGUCUUCUCAAGUGGUUUAAGGGGACGUUCACACUAAACACCGCCCUCCCUGAAGAGAAGGACGUGGGGAUGCAUGACCUGCUCGAGAGACGUUUGGGAAGUCUGUCAGCGCGUAAUCAUCAGGAGAUGACCUAUCUGUUCCUGCUGGUGCUGAGGUCACUGCACAUCUACUGUAGAUUAGUGCUCUCACUACAGCCAGUAUCUUUCAAGCCAACAACAAAGUUUACAGCACACACCUCCAGCUGUCCUCUUUCUAAAGACAAAUCUAAGGAAGCUGAUAAAACGCCACCAGAACCCAAAAUUUCCCCAGGUUCCAAACGCGCAUUAACUUCCAGUACUGAGGGGCAAGCAAAGAGGGGAGGAAAGAGACAGAAAAUAAAUGUUAAGAAUGAAGGGGACAAAAGGAAAGAAGCAAUCGCGGAACAAAGACCAAAAAACACCAGGAGAAGGAGUACAGCAUCUAAAGUGUCCUAUAAAGAAGACAGCAGUGAUGGGGAUGAACUUAGUGAUGGGGAGGAGUUUAAGCCGAACUUUGAGGAUGACAGCGAGGUUGACAGUGAGGGAGUGAAUGAGGAUGAGAGUGAGGAAGUGAAUGAGGAUGAGAGUGAGAAUGAGAGCGAUGACUCAGAGCGUGGUGCAAAAAGGUCAAAAAGGAAUUCAAAGGCCAAGGCAAAGGGCAAAAGUCAGGCUCCGCGGCGUUCCAAUAAGACCAUAAAGAAGAGAAAGGAGGAGGACGAGGGUAAAAAAGAAGACCUAUGCUGGAAGAAGCAGCGAGGAAAAGGAAAGCAGGAAAAAGGAAAUGAUGAAUGGAUAGAGGUGUACCUGAAAGCAGCAAAGCGCUGGAUAUGUGUUGAUGUUGAUGAAGGGGUGGGGCGGCCGGAUCUCUGCUUCAAACAAGCCACACAGCCUGUUACGUAUGUAGUGGGUGUUGAUGAAGGUGGCUAUCUGAAGGACGUGAGCAAAAGAUACGACCCUAACUGGCUCACGUCAUCACGGAAACGCCGUUUAGACUCCGAGUGGUGGGAGGAGACGUUACUCUACUAUGAGGGUCCGGAUUCUGAACAAAAGCGGGAAGAAGACAAAGAGCUAAAGGAGAAGGUGAUGGAGAAGCCCAUGCCCACAUCAGUAGCGGAGUACAAAAAUCACCCUUUGUAUGCACUGGAGAGGCACCUGCUAAAGUUCCAGGCAUUGUACCCCUCCACUGCCUCCAUUUUGGGCUACUGUCGAGGAGAAGCUGUAUAUUCACGGGAUUGUGUCCACACACUGCAUUCUAGAGACAUCUGGUUGAAGCAAGCGCGCACCGUCCGACUCGGGGAGGAACCUUACAAGAUGGUAAAAGGCUGCUCGAACCGCUCACGGAAAGCCAGGAAAAUGUCUGAGAACAAGGAUAACAAAGACCUGCCUCUGUUUGGCCACUGGCAGACCGAGGACUACCAGCCUCCUGUUGCUGUCAAUGGCAAGGUUCCACGUAAUGAUUUUGGAAACGUGUACCUGUUUAAACCGUGCAUGUUGCCUAUAGGGUGUGUGCAUCUGCGUCUGCCGAAUCUGAACAGAGUGGCUCGAAAACUCAACGUGGACUGUGCUGGUGCUGUAACAGGCUUCGAUUUCCAUGGAGGACACUCGCAUCCUGUGACUGACGGCUAUAUCGUAUGUGAGGAACACGAAGAGAUUCUGAAAGAUGCCUGGAAAAACGAGCAAGAGAUUCAACGGAAAAAGGAACUAGAGAAGCGUGAGAAGCGAGUACUAGGUAACUGGACACUGCUGGUGAAAGGGCUGCUGAUUAAGGAGAGGCUGCAGAGGCGUUACAAACAACAGGGCAUGGCCAAGGACACAGGCAUAGCGCAGGGGGCAAACAAAGAAGAGGAGGGAUUUUCAUCUGAAGAAGAGAAUGACAGUGGUGCCCAUACGGCUCCACCAUCUCUGGCUGUUUCAUGGCCGCAGAACAGGGAGGAGAAACAGGAAGAAGGAGGAGCUAAAAAGUCCAUCAGUAAAAGGGAGAGGCGUGGCCGAGAGAAACAUCUCUUCCCUUUCGAAAAAAGUGUGUAAUCUGAUUAUUUUCACUUGCCAUCUCUCUCUGUCUGUAUUUCAAUCGCAGAUUUCGUUGUCAUCUCGGUUAAUGCGACUAGAGCUACAUGAGAUGAACGCCUUUCUGUAGCAAUUUGUAAAGCAAGUGCAACUUUUGUCUUGCUUAAUUGAGGGGAAACAAACUAAUCCAUUAUCUCGCACAACUUCCAUGAAUGGAAAGUCUGUUUUUCCAAAACUUGGUUACAACAGAAAUUAAAAAAUUCUAAACAACAAUCUAUAUAUAUUCUAACUCUCUCUCUCUCUCUCUAUAUAUAUAUAUAUAUAUAUAUAGAGGGACAGACAAAUGAUUAAAUUUCUGUUAAAGGUGAAAAACUAACAUUUACAGACAUUUUACAUUUUUAAAAACGCCGUACAUGCCUAAAUGACGAUCCCAGCUCAUAGAACGCUGCGGUCAUUCCUGCAAAGAUUCAUCAAGUGGAGUGUGUGACCAUUAAAAAAAAUCAACAGAUAACGGGGGAACUGUACACAGUCAUUCAAAACGUCCACUGGCACAUGACAGGAAUUCAGCAGACUUAGCUCCAAGCCAUUUCCACAUGUUGGGGUCAAUAAGAGUUCCCGGGAGGCCAGCAUUUCAAUCAUGAAGCAGGCAGUGCGAUCAUGACCAUGGACUAUUAAGAAAACUUUCUGCCUUAAUGGCAUAUAAGCACUAGUGAAACGCUGGGAUGGGUGCAUUAGUGUAUCAGGGAUUAUAUUGGGAAAUAAAGGUAGCUUUACUCUCAUAACCAUGUUGUGUUAUUCUACACAUCAAAAGUCCCAGUUUGACUCGAACGGCUAGACUAGUUUUGCCCGUUUUUAAUAGCACAUGCAAAUGUGGUAGAUUAUUAUUUUAAGGUUAAAAAUGCAAAGAUAUUUCUGUAAGAACCUCUUAAUUGCAUGCUGCUAGUAUUUCAAGAACUCGAGAGCUCUUGCAUUAUGUUGUGUCUCAAUCAUUUCGUUGCUUCGGGUCGGUAUUUUCAGUAAGUACAGGAUAUCUGAUUGGCUGUGCGCGCACAACAUUUAACUUCCUCUUCCUUUACCAAAUACCUCCACUGUGUCUGUGACUGGAAGCCAGCAAUGUUUUUCUAGUUCUCAUAAACCCAUUAUAUUCAGUAGCUGCUGUGAUUAAGUGUAUUUCCUUUGUUUACUUUUCAUCGCUUUCUCUGCAUAUUUCCAUGUUGUUUACUGUAUUUCCUCAAAAUUCUGUCUUCCAAGAAACCUGAUAUAUCAUAAAUCUCCAUAAAUCUUCCACCAUAAAUGUUUAGACUUAUCUCAGGCCUAUCGUACAGUUGAAUAUUAACUACAGAUUUCAUCAUCAGCCUUAUACCUGAAAAAAUUCUGCUCUACAACUCAAUUCAUUAAGCGUUUACUGUAAUAAUCUUAUUUUUGACUGAUGUUGAUUUUUCACUCUUAUAGAUUUCUUUUGUAUUGAGAAAUAUUUUUCUGGAAAGUGUUUAUAAAAGUUUUUUACAUUUCAAUAAAAGCAAACAAAAAAAUAACAA